AUGCAACAAGAAGAGAGUCUAAAGGAACAGCGCAGAGACUAUCGGAACUUGACAAGAGUGGAGCGAACAGGUCAAGUUCUGUCUGAUAUAACACUGACAACAGACCAGCUUGUAUCCAUAAGCCAAAAGAUUAUAAAUACUUGCAAGGAGAAUGGAGACGUCAUUGAGCUUAGCCGAGUAUUCCAAAUCAUUAUAUCCAAGAUGAAACUCAUUUUAGAGUACAAACAAGACGAGUUUAUCGCUUCACACGGAACACGGUAUAAAUAAGGAUAAGGAGUCGUUAU
Blastocystis hominis is the source of this 284-nucleotide messenger RNA. RefSeq lists its product as hypothetical. The record is from RefSeq and is a predicted model, not a curated record. The transcript is spliced from 2 exons. The coding region runs from base 1 to 267 and encodes 88 amino acids. Lineage: Eukaryota; Bigyra; Opalinata; Blastocystidae.